This is a messenger RNA of Cavenderia fasciculata, 171 nucleotides long. RefSeq lists its product as uncharacterized. Lineage: Eukaryota; Evosea; Eumycetozoa; Acytosteliales; Cavenderiaceae. The coding region runs from base 1 to 171 and encodes 56 amino acids. The transcript is spliced from 4 exons. The record is from RefSeq and is a predicted model, not a curated record.
AUGACUUGUACGAAUCUAUUACCAUCAUCUUUUAAACUCCACACCCCCCAACAACAACAAAGAAAGAAAAGCAGGACAGCAGGUAGACAGAAGAAGAGUAAGAGUGCAAGAGAGAAAGAGAGAGAACAUCAACAACAACAACAACAACAACAACAACAACAACAACAAUAA